ACCUUGUUGGCGCAUGCGCACAAAUAUAUUAUACGCGUCAUCAUUGUGCGACCAUAAGAGUCAAUAUGGCGAGCGGGAAGAAGAGUGCGCUUCUGUCUUCUCUAGCUGCUUAUGGGGACGAUUCGGAGCCGGACUCAGAGCCGGAGUCUGAGGGACAAGAGGCUCAUGGGAGUUUGGUGUCAGCCAGUUACGGGGACGAUGAUGUGGGUCGAGCUGAAGAUGGAGAAGAGAAAGACUCCGGGAACGAAGAGAGUGACGACAACGAGGGAAACUCGGAGGUGGACGAUUCGGACUCGGCUGAACCUCAUGAUGAAUCAAAGGAUGUUCUAACUGGAGAGAAGAAGGAUCCCAAUGAGUUGGUUGCCCAGUUUUCAGAGAAAGUGAGGAACAUGUCACCUGGGGAAAUCCGUAUUCCUCCUGAACCCCCAGGACACUGCUCCAAACACCUACAGGACAAGAUUUGUAAACUGUAUGAAAGAAAGUUGCACGGAGAUUUCGACACCAACAGCCACAUCCAGAAGAAGAAAGAGUUUCGUAACCCCAGUAUUUAUGAGAAACUGAUCCAGUUCUGUAGUAUUGAUGAACUCGGGACGAAUUACCCUAAAGACAUGUUCGAUCCUCACGGCUGGUCUGAAGACUCCUAUUACGAGUCCUUAGCCAAAGCUCAGAAAAUUGAGAUGGAAAAACUAGAGAAAGCCAAAAAGGAGCGGACGAAGGUGACGUCUGAGACAUUAUAAACUUAAACACUACAUUACACAACGCUGCA
Molecule: messenger RNA, 766 nt
Organism: Tachysurus fulvidraco (yellow catfish)
Lineage: Eukaryota; Metazoa; Chordata; Actinopteri; Siluriformes; Bagridae
Product: SAP30-binding protein-like
Exons: 9
Coding region: 66-737 (223 amino acids)
Biological process (GO): regulation of DNA-templated transcription
Cellular component (GO): nucleus
Source: RefSeq, a predicted model, not a curated record